Pocillopora damicornis (cauliflower coral) is the source of this 2169-nucleotide messenger RNA. RefSeq lists its product as uncharacterized. The record is from RefSeq and is a predicted model, not a curated record. NCBI's taxonomy places the organism in Eukaryota, Metazoa, Cnidaria, Anthozoa, Scleractinia, Pocilloporidae.
AUGGUUAACUCAGUGUCCAUUAUGAAGAAGGAAAGAGUUUAUAUCAGUAUUCUCUUUUGUUUACUGAUUUGUUUCAGCUUUAAUGAAGUUUCAGGGUUUUUAAUACCUUUGAGCAAAGAUGAUUUAACUCCGGCCCCCAGGCCCCACUCGACCUUCCACGGAGGGCGCAUCCUCACAUCGGCCACUACCAGAGGGAAGCCUCACAGAACUGUAGAUGAUGCACAGGUCAUUAACGAUGAUAUAGAAGAUAUAAAGUCUAUGGAAUCGGCAGCGAAUAACAAUCAUGCUAACUGGGAGGAAAUUAUGAUGAGAAGAGCUGCCAAUGAAGACAUCUUAGAGUACCCCGGUAGUGAUAAAAAAUUUCCAUCAAACUUUAAGUUGAAAUCGCUUUUAACGCAAGCCAUCAAGCGAGGACAAGACAUUGCGGCUUCUCAGGAAGCACCUGGUACGGAUAACCCCAAAGACGACACCCCAGGGGAAACCAGAAAGAAAUCUUCCGUUCGAGAUGAAAAGGAAUCACACUUACCUGAUCAUCAUCCUAGGACAAACGGUAACGGACUCGAACCGCGUGGCACAUCUACCUUACAAGAAACGAAGAGAAAUAUCGAGCCCACAAAUAUGGCGUCUGCUGAACCCCGGUGGAGGUUGGCUGUGGAUUAUGAAAGCGAGCCUCACCAUGAAGAUAAAAAACGAAGAAGAAAAUAUAGGAGGAAAGGAAGACUGGAAUCGCAAUCUCAGACUAAAAAUCCAGCGGAUGAUGGGUCCUCGAUGGCUGUUGUAGGACUUAUAGGAGGAAUGUUUCUGUUUAUGGCGAUUGGGGCUGUGUUUUAUCGCGUCUGGAGAAGUUUUAGGAAGGGAAUUAGACGAGAUCGAGGCAGUCUCGAACGAGGUAUAUCAUCAGACUCGAAGUGCAACAUCAAGCACGACAGGAAUGAAGAUGUCAUCUUUGAAAGAGAACCUAAAGGAUGGAACGAGGAGGAAGAUGAGGAAGAUCGCCCAGGUAAAAGGGUACGAUUAAAUUUGGAAGUUUCCCAACAUCCGCCGCUAAAAGAUACUCGCAGCCGAGUCGAGCAAUUAAAUGCGGAGCCCUCCGAUUCUUCGCAGCCGACCUCGUUAUCAUCCCUGUCUGCUCCAUCACUGUGUUCUUCCAUCGGUACGCCGCACUCCACCCCAACAAGUGGCUGUUCUGUGGAAUAUAUAACCCUCCUCGACUCUCAUAAAGAUUUUAAACUGAAGCCUUGGAUGCUGCAAUCCUCUGGAUAUUCCUCAUCAAGUGAUGCGAAGAUUACAGCUGAAACAGAACGAGACCUGGCGGCUCCACCUCAAUCGUCCACCAUUUCAGCAGCCUCUCGUCAACUGACAAGCAUUGUUACAAUGUAAACAGGUGGCUCUAACUCCUCCUCUGAGUCGUGCAAGACACCAGUAGCUGCCAGCAAUGAAGUCAUCAUCACAAUCAACGAUGACGACGAUUGCAAGGUGCCGUUGUUGUCUUCAGAAAAUGAGGGUUCAUCCGCUGAAGUGAUCUACGUUAGGGACGAUUUGACGACAGAAAGAGAUGAAGAUAAUGCUAAAAAGCGAUCGGGCGAACCACCCCUGCCUCCUGCUCAGACAAGCCCUCCAUCUUAUUCGACGGAUUUAGAAAAGUCAAUUAUAUCGGAUGAGGCAAUGAACAAGGAACGUGAUUUGAGGUGUAUCAAGCGUCGACGCAUAAUCCGUAAAUUUUUUUCACUGCGACUUCACACAUCUUUAUCAGAGAGUGUACCGCUGGCGCAGUCAGUCAUUUUACCACGACCUGUUGAUCCAAAGAAAGUGAAAAGAGACAAGGAAAGACUUAAAGUUAUAAAAGAAUUGUCAAAGGAACAUGUCAACCCUUCAUUUGAAGACGUGAUUCAGAUUGUGGCCUCAAUCUCUCGCUCGGUCGAGGUUACGAGAGAAUUGGAAAAACAAAAUGAUUUCAAAAGACAUUUGAUUUCCCUUGACACAAAAACCUUUCCAAUCAAGAAUAUGAUGCCCACUUUUGAAAUGGAUAUAAAGUUUGUCCGGAACGUGAUCUUUGGUCGGUUUGCUUUUGAUCAUGGCGAAAAUCCCCAGAUGGGAUGUGAGUGCUUCUACUGUGACAAUUACUGGAGUAAAGUAGGGGGACCACACUGCUCCUAUAUACCAAAGUAA